AUGGCGGAAAUGCAAAAUUCUAAUCCCACCAUCCUCAACGCCGCAGAUCUCCCCACGAGAUCACGGUCCACAGAGAAGAAAACAGGCGACUAUGCACUCGGUAUAUUCGCCGCAGUCCCCAAGCCAACAGACUUUCUCUCGUCCGAUUCAGAGGGAGACGAAGAUCUGCUGGAGGAGCCAAUCGACGAACAAGAGAUCUACGACCUAAUCAAAUCCAUCUCCGACCCAGAACACCCCCUCUCCCUCGGCGAACUAGCCGUCGUCUCCCUCCCAGAUAUUUUCAUCAAACCAACCCUGCCGAACGUCCCCUCCUCGCCACUCCAAACAGUCACCGUCCUAAUCACUCCCACAAUCACCCACUGCAGUCUCGCCACCGUUAUCGGACUCGGAGUCCGAGUGCGACUAGAGCAGUCCCUCCCGCCACGGUUCCGCGUAGACGUGCGGAUUAAGGAGGGGACUCAUAGUACCGGCGAUGAGGUCAAUAAGCAACUUGGUGAUAAGGAGCGAGUUGCGGCUGCGUUGGAGAAUGGAGCUUUGAUGCAGGUUAUCGGAAAGAUGAUGGAGACGUGCCAAUGA
Molecule: messenger RNA, 576 nt
Organism: Penicillium subrubescens
Lineage: Eukaryota; Fungi; Ascomycota; Eurotiomycetes; Eurotiales; Aspergillaceae
Product: iron-sulfur cluster assembly protein CIA2
Exons: 2
Coding region: 1-576 (191 amino acids)
Biological process (GO): iron-sulfur cluster assembly
Source: RefSeq, a predicted model, not a curated record